This is a messenger RNA of Lynx canadensis (Canada lynx), 1519 nucleotides long. RefSeq names its product erythroferrone (gene ERFE). Bases 1 to 1035 code for a protein of 344 amino acids. Gene Ontology annotation, biological process: positive regulation of insulin receptor signaling pathway; positive regulation of D-glucose import across plasma membrane; negative regulation of gluconeogenesis. NCBI's taxonomy places the organism in Eukaryota, Metazoa, Chordata, Mammalia, Carnivora, Felidae. The record is from RefSeq and is a predicted model, not a curated record. The transcript has 8 exons. Gene Ontology annotation, molecular function: hormone activity.
AUGGCCCCCGCCCGCCGCCCCGCCGGGGCCCGCCUGCUCCUCGUCUGUGCGGGCCUCCUGGCCGCCGCCGCGGGCUUCGUCUCCCCGGAGCCCGGAGAGCCCGCCGAGAGCCGCGCCCGCCAGGAGCCGCGGCCCGGGAACGAGCUGCCGGCGGAGAACCGCGCGGGGCCGCCCGCCCGCCCGCCGGAGCCCCCGGCCGAGGGGACACAGGGCAUCGAGCCCAGGGAUGCCUGGAUGCUCUUGAUCAGGCAGAGUGACAAAGGCGUCAAUGGCAAGAGGGGAGGCAGAGGCAAGGCCAAGAAGCUGAAGCUUGGCUUCCCAGGGCCCCCGGGGCCCCCCGGUCCCCAGGGCCCCCCUGGCCCCAUCAUCCCACCUGAAGUGCUGCUGAAGGAGCUCCAGCUGCUGCUGAAAGGCGCGGUGCGGCAGCGGGAGCGCGCGGAGCCCGAGCCCUGCACGCGCGGCCCCGCGGCGGGCGCGGCCGCCCCGCGGGAGGACGAGGAGGCGGCGGCGGGGGACGCGGGCGUGCUGGCCCUGCUGGCCGCGCCCCUGGCCCCGGGCCCGCGGGCGCCGCGCGUCGAGGCCGCCUUCCACGGCCGCCUGCGCCGGGACGCGUCGGUGGAGCGGCGCGCGCUGCACGAGCUGGGCGGCUACUACCUGCCCGACGCCGAGGGCGCCUUCCGCCGCGGCCCCGGCCUGAACCUGACCAGCGGCCAGUACACGGCGCCCGUCGCCGGCUUCUACGCGCUCGCCGCCACGCUGCACGCGGCGCUCGCCGAGCAGCCCAGGCGGGGGCCGCCGCGCCCCCGGGACCGCCUGCGCCUGCUCAUCUGCAUCCAGUCCCGGUGCCAGCGCAACGCCUCCCUGGAGGCUGUCAUGGGCCUGGAGAGUAGCAGCGAGCUCUUCACCAUCUCCGUAAACGGUGUUCUGUACCUGCAGAUGGGGCAGUACGCCUCCGUCUUCCUGGACAACGCCAGCGGCUCCUCCCUCACCGUGCGCAGCGGCUCCCACUUCAGCGCGGUCCUCCUCGGCGUCUGAGCGGCCACACCGGGCCCUUCCUUGUGCCCGGCAAACAGAAGCGGGUCCGAACAAUAUCCGGGCCGGGCGGCGCCGGAGUGGCGGGGGGCCAGGCGCCGGAGGAAGCCCUUGGAACUGCCCGUGUGGGUCCUGCCGCUCAGCCCAGAGAUGGCCCAACUCCAGCGGCCCAGGGAGGUGACGUGCACACUGGCACCAGGAGUGAUUUCAGGAGGUCGUCUUUCAAGAGGAGGAGAGCCCCAUCGGGCUGUUACUCGGCAAACGUUUCUAUGGGGCUCAGCGCCCAGAAGCACUUGCUUUGUCUUGGGGGAGUUGGGUCCCAAAUUCAUUGUGACACUGUAUCAGUGAUGGACUGGGGCGGAGGUCCUGUGAGGGGACACAGGUGUUUCUUCCCAGGUGCCGCUGAGGAAGUUAUACGGCAGCCCGGGCCAAGGUGGCUGCAGGGACCUGGUGCCACAGGGGGCGGGGGGGUGGGGUGGGGCAGGCU